Rubroshorea leprosula is the source of this 570-nucleotide messenger RNA. Lineage: Eukaryota; Viridiplantae; Streptophyta; Magnoliopsida; Malvales; Dipterocarpaceae. The record is from the annotation of a GenBank genome assembly.
GUUGCUGCAGUAUUAGCUCUUAUCAUCUUUGUCUCUGAUUUUCUGUACAAGCAUAAGGAUGUCUUGCGCAACACUGAAAUUUCAGUCUGGGAUAGAAUCCUUGAAAUGUUAAAAAUCUUUGAUGAUAGAGAUCCGAACGCGCAUGCCUUCCAAGGAGACUGAAAUAAGAGAGGGAGGCCACAAUGCUGGUGUUCGAAUUAGAGGUGCUAAAGUCCCUGUUGAAGUACCUGCUGAAGUCCCCGCCGAAGCCCCUGUUGAGGCCCCUGCUGAAGCCCCUGAUGAUUUAAGCGGCACAGCAUCCCCAGAAAUAGAAAUUCAUCUUGCUAACACAAACAACUCACCAAAAAGUAGUUCACGCAGACAUUCCCCUAGCUCUAUACUUGUCCAGUGAUAUAGAUAAAGGAUACUAAGCCAAAUAGAAUGUAGCUACCUGUAAAAUCCUUGAAUUUUUAUGCUAAUGGAGGCCUAUAGCUGUAACCACAACAUUUAUAACAAUAUUUCAUAGGACAUUCAAAUUUUAUGAGUACAAAUCUUACAGAUAGCAAACUGAAUUAAAAACAGAAGUCUUGU